Erpetoichthys calabaricus (reedfish) is the source of this 3503-nucleotide messenger RNA. It is a transcript of the gene slf1, whose product is annotated as SMC5-SMC6 complex localization factor 1. NCBI's taxonomy places the organism in Eukaryota, Metazoa, Chordata, Cladistia, Polypteriformes, Polypteridae. The record is from RefSeq and is a predicted model, not a curated record. Gene Ontology annotation, molecular function: protein binding. The transcript has 18 exons. The coding region runs from base 187 to 2883 and encodes 898 amino acids. Gene Ontology annotation, biological process: positive regulation of double-strand break repair.
CACCUUAGGGAGCAAUUUGUACCUUUGUAAACGUUUCCCCCUAUAAAACUACAGUAAUGGUAAAGGCCAAAGCGAAACACGUGUCGCUUUGGCGCUUGUUUUAAUAAAUGUGUUGCUAGACGUUUUAUUUUUCUAUGUCCGGUCCCACGGAGUGAAGUAAUACAGACAAAACAGUAUAUCUUCGGAAUGACAGAGACCAAAAAAAACUAUAUUUUCCAAAUAUCUGGAAUCCGAGACAAGAAAAUAAAGAAGAUAGUACUUGUUGGAAUAAAGAAGCUUGGUGGAAAGUAUAUUGGUGGAUCUUCAUAUAGUGAACUUGCAACACAUCUUAUAGUUGAACAUCCUUGUGCAAGUGAAAAAUGUCUGGCAUUUUGUGCAGCAGGAAAAUGGAUACUGCCAAUUAAGUACUUGACAGAGAGUGACAGGAAUGGUAAAUGGCUACCUGAAGAAUCCUAUGAAUGGAAUAAUGAAAGUGGAAAAUCUUAUUCUUCAUAUCGCACAGUGCAUGAGAAAAUGCCUCCCAAAAUUUGGCGAAUGCGAAUGUCUGCAUCUGGUUUUCAUGGAAGCUUUCAUGAUUGGAAAGUUGUUUUAGUGAUUGCCAACAGCAAACGGAGAAAAACAUUUGAACGAGUCCUUAAAGCUGGCAAUGCAACUGUAUUCAGUCAAGUGUCUGCCUUCUAUGAAAUUACACAUGUUUUGACAACAAAUCUGGAACACUGUGAAGAUUAUGCUACAUCUUUGAAUGUGCCCUGCUAUUCUGUAAGCUACAUAGGAGAGUAUUUGUUUGGGGAACAAGAUGAAAAUGUAUCAUGUAUAGAACAUUCUUAUGAAGAAUCAUCAAGAAGUUUGUGUUCCUCUUUUGACAAUAUUUGUAAAAAGGAAGAGUUUUCUGAUUUGGAAAAUAAACUGAAGUCUGAGCUGACUUCUCAAAAGUCCCUAAUCUGCAACUACAUGCCAGUUCACUGUGAAUAUUAUACCAGUAUGGUUCCUGAAAUUCAGUGCAAGCCAUCAUCCUUCACCUUGAGUUAUUUUCAACGAAUUGAUUAUCUCAUUAGUGACUUACUUUUUAUAGAAGCACUUGAAGAAGUCCAAAACACUCUGGAAUUGGGUGGCAUUCCACCUGUUCAUGUUUUACAUUCAUUAAUGAGCCAUGCUUUGCAGGAUGAUGCUACUGUUGGUUUCUUGAACAUGUUUACACAUACACUGCAUGAGUUUCUCCACCAGUUUUCUCCUUUGAGUUCAACUUCUCAAGUACAAUUUUUCCUGGAUUUUCUUCAGUGUCCUAUAUGUAAAAAUGGAACAUGGUCAUUUCUUGAAAAUAUUGCCAGAUUCUGCAUUUCUAAGCACUCGUUUUGCCAUCCUCUUCCAAGCCCUGCUUCAUCUCACCUGUUGAAGUUUCAAAGAAGUUUGCUUAUUUUUUUUAUCAGGUUGUUUGAAUCUGACCUCCGUGGCUUAAAAUCAAAAACUACCACCAUUAUGGUCCAUUCAGUUGUAGAAAGUAUAUUUUGGAGUAAUCUGGACAAUUCUUCUUCACCUUUUUCUAAGCCCAUUGAAGACUUUGGAAAACUGAUCAUUUUUGUCCAUGAUGGAGUAAGCAACAGUAAAGAGGCUGACAAAAUGGAAGUAAUUUACAAUGUACAAGAAAUAUUUAGUAUGACAGUGAUGUAUUGGCUUCAGAGCAACCAUAAAUUAAGUCAUCAGCAAAGCAUGAGAAAGUUGAAGGAGCUGGCUGACUAUCUUGUUUUGUUAUUUGAAGACUUACCAUAUGAAGAUUCAGAAAAGCUCAUCUCUCUUUUACAGUCUCCAUGGCUGAAAAUGUUCUGUGCAGAUGCUAUGUAUAGGAAGUUGUGUUCUCAGAAUGGCAUUGUGUUAACAAAAGAACCAAUAUCUCUCUAUAAAAUUGUUUAUACAUAUGCAUUAGCCCUAGGAAAACUAGGUAGUGUUGGUACAAAACAAGCAGGAAGACCUCAGGGGAACAGAAAUGGAAAACAGCUGUGUACUGUACCUGAUACUCCAGCGUUCACUUACAGUGGUGACAGGCAAUACCCUGCCAGUGGUAUGCCAGAUCUUCUUGCCGUGAAAAAUCAAGAGUUGUCUAGAACAAAGUGUUUGUCUGAACAGAAGAAAAUUCCAAGAGGACUGCAUCGAGUGACAAUGACCGGGGAAACAGUUUUGCAUAAGAUCUGCAAGAGGAACCAGUCAGAGGUAUUGGUCAAUGUGCUCUCAGUACCAGGAACUGACAUAAAUGCUAAAGACAAUGCUGGUUGGACACCCUUGCAUGAAGCAUGUAAUCAUGGCAGCACAGAUUGUGUCCACAUUAUGCUACAGCUCUGCCCUGAGUUGGAUCUUCUUAGUGUGGUUGAAGGGGUGACUCCACUGCAUGAUGCACUUAACAAUGGACACAUAGAUAUUGCCAAGAUGCUUCUUCGGCAUGGUGGAGCUGUGCUGCUGGAGCAGAUGGACAAGAAUGGAAAAACCCCUUUAGAUUAUGUCCAGAAGCCGACUGCAGAGGAACUCCUUGCCAUUGUCAAAGAACCAUCCCAGAGUGAAAAGCCAGUUAACACAUUUUUAAUAGAAAUGGGUUGCAGUUUGCUAAAUUCUUUGAUGACCAGCUAUUUGGAAGUCUACCACCUGUUAGUAGAUAGGACCAUCUCCUCCCAGGAUUCAGUGAUUUACCAGCUGAAAGAUUUAGUGGCCACACACACAUUUGAAAGCAUAACCAGCUCCUGGAAUGACCCUGAGAUGAUUCAAUAUGCCAAGGAUUUAGAAACUUUGCUGAAGAUAUCUAUAUAUUACCAGCAAAUAUUGCCAGUGGUAAAGGCAUGCUCAGGGGUGCACAGUAUUGCUUUUGUGUUGUUGCUGGAAUUUUUAUCAUGUCAUUGACUGUGCUUCUCCCCUUAAGUUUCAAACAUAAAACUAAACUUAGUCCCACAGCCAUCUGUUUCUCCAAAUCUUUAAUUUAAAAAAAAAAUAUUUUCUGAUUGCAGUCAACCAUGUCCUUAAAUUAUAAGUUAUUUACUAUGUUUUUUCCUCCAUAAUUCACUUUUUCCAUCUUCUUUCGGUGUAAACAAUAAUACGCUUUUUGAAUUAAAAGUACUGGCAAGUUUGUUUUGAUAAACAAACAUGUUGUGCAGGUAAAAUUUUAGAAAUUCUCUAGGUAGAUUAAAAACUGGUAUUCAACAAAGUUACGGUGUAUGAAAUUAUUAACUGGUAUGUGAUUAAUUUCAUGACAGUAUAUCAAAUGUCAAGUGAGAACUAAUCUGUUCUAGUCGCAACUACUUUACAUCAGAGAAAUAACCUGAUUUGAUCAGCAAAGUUUUGCUUUUUUUUUUUUAUAUGUAUUAUGUUGUUUCCAAAAAGUAGAGAAAGUCAUUGUGUAUUCAAAAAUUCUUCUUAGGGGAAAAAAAGUAUAUUUUGUACGAGUGUGUGAUUUUGAUGUAAGCCAUCUUUAAAAGGCUGACACAGCAAAGUGUUUGUUCAACUUCUUCACCAAUGGUACACUG